GAUUACCAGUUGCGGACAGAUGAAAGAAGUGGUUCCCAAGGAAGAAGGUGGUCGAUCAAAGUCAGAUGUGAUGAGUUUCCCUUCCUUAAGUGAAUUAAGACUUGAUGAGCUCUUUAACCUGAUCAAUUUCAGUUCGGAAAGUUGUUCAUAUGAUUUUGCCACCUUAGAAUAUCUAGUUAUUUCGCGAUGCCGUAACUUUGGAGCGUUCAUCCCGAGUCCUACAAGUUUCGAGAGGAGUCCAGGCGAGACGGCUAAAGAAGAUGAUGAAUCGCCACAACCGUUGUUUAAUGAGAUGGUUGCGUUUCCCAAUUUAAGAAAACUAAAAAUUGGACGAGUUCAGUGCAAAGAGCUGUGGAACAAUCGAAUUUCCAAUGAUUCCUUUUGCAACUUGGAAUCUCUUAAACUGGAGCAUUGUAACAAUCUCCAACGUAUUGCCCCAUCCCAUAUGUGGAAGAGGCUGCAGCGCUGUCUCAAGAUCCUAAAAGUGAGCUCUUGCCGUUCGAUCACGACCAUAUACGAAGCUGACGGGACAGAUUCAAGGAGCGGUCAAUUGAGGAGCCUUUAUUUGUAUCGUCUUAAAAACUUGAGGCACAUUUGGCAAUCCGACGGUCUCCCAAACAUCCCAUUUCCAAACCUGAGAUUCAUAGAGGCUUGGAGGUGUUCACGUUUGGAAACGCUUUUCCCAACUUUCACGGCGGAGUUUCUGGGGCAAAUUGAAGAGCUGGUGGUAGGGUCAUGUGAAGAUAUGGAACUCAUUGCUGGCCGUGAAGAAUGCGAAGAAGCGAAUGGUAUGACAAUCACCUUCUCCGAAUUAACCGCUCUUAGACUUUACGAUCUGCCGAAAUUCAGGAGAUUCUCACCUGAGAAAUACUGUGCGGAAUUUCCAUCCUUGGAAGUCUUCAGAAGAGUAAGCUGUGGAACAGAGCCGGACCAAAGCUUUGGGGAUGAUGAGGAAAGGGAGGAGGAAAGCGACGAAAGUGAGGAGGAAAGUGAGGAGGAAAGCGAGGAAAGUGUGGAGGAAAUUGAGGAAGAAAACGAGGAAAGUGUGGAGGACAUUGAGGAAGAAAGCGAGGAAAGUGAGGGGGACGAAGGGGAAGACUAAGUUUUAUGAAGUGGAGCCACAAAGUUUGUGACUAUUGCAUGAUUAUUGUUUCUGCAUUCUCUUCUAAACUUCCCACGAAGUUUGUGACUAUUUCCUUCACUACUCAUUUGUUUGGUGUGUCUCCUGGUCUAUUAUGACAAGGGGCCACUCAUUGGACCAUACAUU
Rhodamnia argentea is the source of this 1267-nucleotide messenger RNA. RefSeq lists its product as uncharacterized. The transcript has 2 exons. The record is from RefSeq and is a predicted model, not a curated record. Lineage: Eukaryota; Viridiplantae; Streptophyta; Magnoliopsida; Myrtales; Myrtaceae. The coding region runs from base 20 to 1102 and encodes 360 amino acids.